Aspergillus homomorphus CBS 101889 is the source of this 700-nucleotide messenger RNA. RefSeq lists its product as uncharacterized. The record is from RefSeq and is a predicted model, not a curated record. The coding region runs from base 149 to 616 and encodes 155 amino acids. Lineage: Eukaryota; Fungi; Ascomycota; Eurotiomycetes; Eurotiales; Aspergillaceae. The transcript has a single exon.
AACACCAGAAUCACAAGACAAAUCAACGCACCAUCAUGAAUACGUCACAUACCAGUCGACACGAUCAAUACGAGGCCGAAAUUUACGGACAUACGAAAGCGUACCGGUACCCACGUCACUAUCUACUUCGCCCGCUCGCUGGCGUCGUAUGCAUCCAUGGGACAAAUCUCGCAGCGAUAUACUUCCGAGCCAUGGAAGCUCGCAUCGCCAGCGAAUAGACUUCACAGAACCGCGUGAGUGUGGCGCUAUGCACCCCAGCCCGGGGGCGACAACUCCUUUGUUUGUUUUGCACGCCGCAUACGACUCAUGUAGCUUGGAACCAUGGGUCCGCUACUCUAUGCGUUCUAUGUUCAAGGAACGGUGUAUCUUGUCUACGGGGAUCAACGUCAUUCUGAAUUUCGGCAUGCUUUGGAUGGGUUUCUGGGCUAUGAUUGAUACUAUGUAUAUACAUGAUGGUGUUCAUCGGGGAGAGUGCUUUGAAGUGUGUUUUCGGCUAGGUGGCUUGUACGUAGUUGUACAAAGACAAGUAAGUGACUUGGAGCCUCCAUGCUAUUGCACGACAAGACAUCGAGCAGGCUUUAAGCAGUCUCCUUUGAAAGAAGAUCUCAAUUCAUGAUGACAGUGGGCGUCAAGGGUCAUUCCAUACAGUCGAUCAACACAGGAAAAAAACGCUUCAGGACCUGAGAGAAAUCAUCAGCUU